AUGGGUGCAAAAGGACCACAAUCAGUUGGAACAGAUAAUAUCUCUGUAACAGAGCGGCACAAGGACACAGUAGAGUCAUUGAGUGUGAUCUCAACACUCAUAAUCACAGCUUCGGUGGCAGCAUGUUUGGCUGUACCAGGAGAGGCAGAUGAUAACCUGCACAAGGCCAUGUUCCAUCUCUUCAUCUUCUGCAUCACAGUGUCUAUGUUUAUUUCCACUGGUGCCACUAUCAUACUCAUCUGGGGAAGACUCGGUGUGAUUCAAUUGUUGAAUCUAGUUAUGGUGGUGGCAUUGCCGCUUCUAGGAACCGCUGUUGUUACACUUUUUCUGGCGUUCAUGGCAGGUAUCUACACAGUUAUAAGCAAACUCACCUGGCUGGCCACAACCUUUCUGAUUAUAACUUGCAUAUUUACAUGCAAGAUCUCACGCUACAUUUCUCACUACCGCUUUAUCUUUCUAGCAUCGCUUGCUGAGAAGGAACGACAACUGCCCCUUCCUUUUGUUGCCGAACCUAAGGAGUAG
Arachis ipaensis is the source of this 522-nucleotide messenger RNA. The record is from RefSeq and is a predicted model, not a curated record. Lineage: Eukaryota; Viridiplantae; Streptophyta; Magnoliopsida; Fabales; Fabaceae.